Messenger RNA from Hyaena hyaena (striped hyena), 1727 nucleotides. It is a transcript of the gene RPUSD1, whose product is annotated as RNA pseudouridine synthase domain containing 1. The transcript has 6 exons. Gene Ontology annotation, molecular function: RNA binding; pseudouridine synthase activity. The record is from RefSeq and is a predicted model, not a curated record. Gene Ontology annotation, biological process: pseudouridine synthesis. Bases 107 to 1015 code for a protein of 302 amino acids. Lineage: Eukaryota; Metazoa; Chordata; Mammalia; Carnivora; Hyaenidae.
GCUGCGGGGUGGCUGGGCCGCCCGGCGCGGGGACGUAGGGCUGGAGCCAAGGCCCCGCAGCGGCCUCGCGGCCCGGGGCGGCGCGGCUGUGCUGCAGGCCCCCAGCAUGGAAGCAGGCCGAGUAGAGAGCCUGUCGGUGGUGUACCAGAGCCAGGACUUCCUGGUGGUGAACAAGCACUGGGACCUACGCAUCGACAGCAGGAUGUGGCGUGAGACCCCCACCCUCCAGAAGCAGCUACGUCUCCGCUUCCCCGAGUUAGCGGACCCGGAUACCUACUAUGGGUUCAGGUUCUGCCACCAGUUGGAUUUCUCCACCAGCGGGGCCCUUUGUGUGGCCUUGAACAAGGCUGCAGCGGGCAGCGCUUACAAGUGUUUCAAGGAGCGGCGUGUUACCAAGGCUUACCUGGCUCUGGUGCGGGGACAUGUCCAGGAGAGCCGGAUGACCAUCAACUAUGCCAUCGGCAGGAACAGCACAGAGGGUCGGGCUCACACCAUGUGCAUCGAGGGCACACAGGGCUGCGAGAACCCAAAACCCAGCGUCACGGAGCUGGUGGUCUUAGAGCACGGGCUGUACGCGGGUGACCCCGUCUCCAAAGUGCUGCUGCAGCCCCUCACGGGCCGGACGCACCAGCUGCGCGUGCACUGCAGUGCCCUGAGCCACCCUGUCGUGGGGGACCUGACCUACGGGCAGGCGUCGGGCCGGGAAGACCAGCCCUUCCGCAUGAUGCUGCACGCGUUUUACCUGCGCAUCCCCACCCGCGGCGAGUGCGUGGAGGCCUGCACGCCAGAUCCCUUCGUGCCCACACUCGAUGCCUGCUGGAGCCCCCACACCCUGGUGCACUCACUGGACGAGUUCGUCCAGGUCCUGAGGGCUGCCCCCGACCCCGAGCCUGCAGAAGGGAGCCCGGGGCCAUGCAGCGCCCCCCCGCCCCCCGCCAAGCCCCCCGAGACAGAGGCACAGCGGGCCUCGUGCCUACAAUGGCUGUCGGAGUGGACGCUGGAGCCCGACAACUGAGGGCACUGCCGCGGGUGUGAGCGCCGGCCGGGACCACUGGGGUGGGGGCUGCAGGGGAGAGCCCCCAGUGGGGGUGUCCCUGUGUGCUGCCCCCCUGCAGACGGGGACCAAGGCCUUGGCUACAGCAGCUAGACCUGGGGAGGGGCCGGCAAGGCCAGCAGGGGGAGCCAGGCCGCCACGAUUCUGGAGGACCAGGCCUUCCUCCAAACCCCCUCUCCCCCAGGCGAGACCAAGUCCUGCCCUCCUGGCUCCAAAGCUUCAUCCCUCGCGGCUUGUUUUAGCGGGUUUGCCCAGGGUCACCCUGCAAGAGGCAGAGCCACGAGCUGAGCCAGCCUCGAGUUGGGUCCCUCCGGGGCCCCCCAGCCUGGGCCCAGAGCACCCUGCUCAUCACUCUUCUCAGGCCUCCUGUGCUGGUGAGCCUUGCCUGGCUGGGACUCCCCUGCAGACCCUGACCCGUCCUGCCCAUACGGUGCCGCCUCGUGCCGUUGCUUCUACCAGACUUGCCCGGGGACCCCCUCUCGCCCUGAGUGGCAUGUGGGGGAGGGUCUGAGCCGCUCCUCUCAGCCCUCUCGCCACGCCGAGGCGGCCGGCGGCCCUGGAUUUGGGCUUGGGAGCGAGGACGGCCAGCCCCUCCCCGUCCCCGGCAACGCAGCCCCAUCAGCCUGUUGCAGCUGAGCAUCGGGACUCAAUAAACACUCAGUGACUGACCCCA